AUGGCGCGCCACUAUCCAUUGGACCAGGACCUCGCCUUUGAGCGGUACGAGCAUCGAACCCUCGAGGUUAGAGAUGUCCUUAUCAAUCGUCUAUGGGAAAUCUUUGUUACUCCGGCCAAACAGGAGGCUACUGAAGAUAUCUGGAAUCCCUCUACACUGUUAGGCCGCGUUGCAGUUCAUUCUCGUCAGGGUAGAAAGAUUCCGGCCGUUGAGCCUUGCGAUUUGUUGCAUUUGAUUCGACCCAACCCCAUCCCAAACAAGGAGGAAGACGCAGUCGCCUUUCUUUUUCGAUCUACUACCAUCGAUGAAUGGCUCAAUAGUCUUCUACGCAGACACACCUUCCUCACCAAAGAACAGCUUGGCGAUUUCGAAUGGGCUCAAAGAGAUUUUGCUUUCGAUGCUGCUCAGCGGUUUUAUUUUGAGGUGAAUGAUCCGUCCGUCAGAUUCCUCUUCAAACAAUUGGGUGGCCAGGACCUAUUAUGGUCUAUUGAGGAGCGGACUAGGAUUCUGAUUGAGGAUGCGAAGCGAAAUAUUCGAGUACAAGAUGCUCAUCGCCUUUACUCAGGAGGCUUUCCAAAGCCAGAUCAGAAAUCUCGGGUCUUGGCCAAGGGCUUCCACCUCAUUCUCAAAAGAGAUCCCUUAUUACCUCGGAGCACGAGAAAGACUGCCAAGGACCGGCUCUUUGAUAUAUUCCCGUUCGCUCCCCCAAAGCUCUACGGUCGAGCAUCAAGUCUUCCAGCUCCUGAUGCCUGGGCCACUGCAAGACAUUCUAUGACUGUAAAAGAUCCGACUCGAUUGCGCUCGGGACGCCCUUUCAUGUGGCUUACUCAACUGAUCUUCCACUUUCCGCGUCGUCGAUUCUCGGAGCUAGACAAGCUUAAAGACCUGCUGGAGAUGGAGCAGAUCAACAUGGCAAAUCCCAUCCUUGUUCAAAUUGCGGUGGCCUCGAUCACAAACUCAAAAAGUGUUCUAACCCGUGUGGAUAUUGUGGUAAGAAGAGCCACCUGGCUGUCAAAUGCCCCGUCAAACCUUCAAAUCGCUGCAAGUGUAAGCCAUUCCCGCGGCAUGUCGCGACAGAGUGCCAGGAACAAUGCAGUCGUCGAUGUGGUAAUCCAUUUCCUUUUCGAGAUAACAAGCAUCUCAACGCCAUGA
This is a messenger RNA of Pestalotiopsis fici W106-1, 1152 nucleotides long. RefSeq lists its product as uncharacterized. The record is from RefSeq and is a predicted model, not a curated record. The transcript is spliced from 2 exons. Bases 1 to 1152 code for a protein of 383 amino acids. Lineage: Eukaryota; Fungi; Ascomycota; Sordariomycetes; Amphisphaeriales; Sporocadaceae.